CCCGUUCCCACCAGGCAUGCUCAGCAGAGGGAACUUUUUGCUGGGCUCCCAGGCGCAGAAAGCAGCGGCGACCAUGGCACGGGAGGGUCCCGCGUAUCCAUCACGGAACCGUGAUGGCCCCAGCUCAAGAGAACUUCUGGGGUCACAGGUGUCAAUGAAGCCCCUGCAACAUGUUCAGUGUUGAGGACCUCCUGAUUUCUCAUGGAUACAAAUUGUCUAAAAACUCCACUAGUUUGUAUGAGAACAGAUGUGAUGGAUAUCAACACGAAGGUGCAGAGAAGUCAGCUCAUGGAACACUGAAUGGAUUUCCAGCCAAGUCUAGAGCCUACACUUGCGUGAAAAAACCAGCCACGAAAAGCUACCUGAAUGAUAACGAAAGUGGCUAUGUCAGCCAGGGGCAACAACCUGGUUACCACCAGGAUGUCUGGAGCCUGGCCAAUACUCAUGCUUCAGAAGGGAGAUUUUAUGACCAACCUCAGCUAGCUUCUUCGCACCCAAAGACCGACAAAGAUCUUGCCUAUUGGAGAAGAAGAGGCCAAGAUUUUAGCAUAUUGUUUGGCUGUACUGAGACAGGAGACUCUGAAAUGAAAGGAAUAGCAGCACCCCGUGCCUUACAUGGGCAUGAUAAAGAGAGCCAAUGGGAAGUAGGAGGAGGGACAGAGAGAAUGAGACCAACUGGCUUGCAGGAGAACUGGAAGACUCCUGCAGACUACAGAUGGCAAAGUUUAAGAGCAGAAGCCUGGAACCCCCCAACCAAACUAGGGAGGCUCUUGUCUGACGGUGACAGAGAGAGGUUGCUUCAAGAUUCAUACUCAGCCAGGCAUGGAGAAGCCACUGUUGCUUCCCGUAAUAAAGGGAAAUCUCAAUCUUUGCCAAGAGUUCUUUCCCCGGAGAGCUUGAGGUGUAUUGAAAUGCCCUCCUCGGUGAACAAUCACUCAUUGAGUAGAACUAAAACAACGUCUUGCCCUCAAGCCAGAUUGGCACAGGAAUCCUCCAAACGCUUGGAGCCAACUGCUCAUUUUCUUCCUUUGCCUAAGCCCAAGUAUGGCCGGCCCCUUAAACCUCCUCCGUAUGAACUUCAUCGGCAAACCAGGGGAAUGUUGGAACCAACCUUGCUUCCGGAUGGCCAACAGAAAGAUGAAGCUGUCUCUUUGACCAAAGGAAACGAGCAGAGUCAGGAUGCCUGCGCUCAAGAUUCCUGCCUGGAGCCCCCAGUAUACAUCCCCCCUCCAUGUUAUAAAUCUCCAGCUCAACAAAGCAUAGAUCAAUAUUUGCCCAGCAAAGUGCCUGAGUAUGAUGCGUGCUUUAAUAAUGGCCUGCAGCAUCCAGUGGAAAGAGCCAUCCUCAGUUAUCAGCCCUCUGUGAGUAAUUUUGGGACUAGAGAACAGCAUUGCAAAGACGAACAGAUUCCUCAGGACAAGAAAAGGCAUCGUAAGCACGCGGAGAGCUACCUGUCCUCUGUACAGUACAUUCCUUUCGAUGACCCUCGAAUACGGCAUAUUAAAGUAGCACACACAGAUAGUCUCCAGGAGGGUGCCAGCAGAAUGAGAGAUGCCAACAGAAUUAGUCCUUGUGCCUUCCAAGAGAGUGCUCAAGUGGAACUUGAGCACGACAGUGCCUUUUUGGAUACGUCAGACUCGUUCAAUACUGCUGCUGUGAAAUGCAGCCAGUUCUCGGACAGUUCUGUGCACAGCAGCAGAUGGCUAGCAGAGUCUAACGUAGAUCAAGACAACAGUGCCUUACCCAUCCAAAGAAACUGUUAUGACGCAGGUAAUGACAGAAGUCACAAAUAUCCCAAAAGCAGGCCGCUUGCACAAAGCCCCCCUACAGAAGCGCCCUGUGAGACUGUGACUAAAAUAAAAACAUUUGAACCAGGAAUGGCGGUCCAGAGCAGGAGAAGUUCAAAGAAAAAAAUGAACGAGACUAUAUUUUGCUUGGUCUCCGUCCCAGUUAAAGCCGAACUCAACCUGCCUGAUACUGAUAGAAACAACAACUUAACACAGGGUGCUGAUGAGAAGAAUGGGUUUGAUAACAGCAGGGUUCUGCAGGAACAAAGUCUCCUAAGUACCUCUUCCACCGAUUUGGAGCUCCAAGCCCUUACAGGAAACAUGACCCAUAAGAACGAGUUACCAAAACAAGAGUUGUGGAGGCCAGAAUUCAAACAAAUGAAUGACCUCAGACUCUUGCAGCCCGCAAAGCACAAGGAGCUUCAGUACUCUGGCUCAUGGCCAGGUGACCAGUACAAAGACCAGCAAACGCAAACAAGUUUCACAGAAGAACCAAAGCUCUUGCAGCUUUCUCACAGCUUAGGACCCAGUAGAUCAACUAAGGGGCCUGCUACCCAAUGGUUAAGAAAUGCAGUACCCACCACAGAGUCAGUAACGUUGGCAACAUUAACUGCUGAUGAUAGAAAGCGUCAGCAGGAUGCAUACAGGGUGAAAGGUAAAGUAGACCUUGGGCCCUCCAGCAGUAAGGUGUGCUCUAGGACUGCAGCACGUGCUCCAGAGGCAUGCCAGAAGAACCCACCUUGUGCAUCAUGCGCAAGCCUUCCUGGUCAAGAGAGGGAAACCAGUUCUGUUCUCAGGGAGGAAGCCAGCGCUGCUUGCAGUAGUAAGGAGCUGUUUGGGCAGUUCCUUCUGAAGCCCGUUGGCCGACGCCCUUGGGAUGUGAUAAGUGAACUAGAAAGUUUUAACAAGGAGCUUCAAGAGCAGGAAGAAAGCAGUGAAGAUGGUGUGGAAAACGAGGACAAGCAGAAGAGGGGUGAGGAGAAGGAAGGAACUCCAGAGGGUGGGACCUGUAGAACUGAGGGAAUGAGCCAGGGCGGUAGACCCACUGUGCAGUUGGAGACAGAUAUGCUAGUUGCUCCUGUAUUUCAACAGGUCAGGGAGAAAAGCAAAGCUGAACAUUUGAGUCAGUCUGAAAGUUUGAACGCAUGGGUCAUUGAUGGCCUUCAUAUUAAUGCUAGAUCACAAAGUUGCUUGCAGGCCAAAGAGGCUGGCGAAUCAGUUAGGCCAGCAGAUGGGUAUGUGACUGCAGAGCCAAGAAAGCAGGAAGUUGAGGAAAGGGUAAUAAAACAGGCGAUGACGACUCCCCGCCCAAUCGCAAAAAUCCUGCUGGAUAGCUACAGCGAUGAGGAACAUUACAAUCCAUUCAAUGGGAUCCGCUUCAGGGAAACAGCCCAAGUUAAAAACCACAGAGAUGAUGAAGUUGAUUUUGAUAGGAUAAAGAAUAAUACAGUGCCCUGGAAUAACCUAGCUUUAGAAAGAGGGUCUGGAGUAUGCUUGUCUCUAUCUGACAGGAAUCAUGGUCUCUCUGAGCCAGAUUUAAGAUCUGUAGGGCUAGAGAGUGGCCAUGCCCCUGGCACUGAGCAACUUGAUUGUUACGGAGAGGGUGAAGUCACUGAGAUUCCCCCAAAUGAGUCGCUUCAGGCAAGAGCUGCACGGAUUUUGGGUAUAGAGGUAGCUGUGGAGUCACUUGUGUCUGAUAGCAGUGCUCUUCAGGAUGAACAUUUUCACUCUGAUAACACUCCUGAGAGCCUUGAGUUGUCAGCAGAAAGGGCUCUGGGUAGCAAGAGGGAGGCAGAAGUCACUUCUUCUGAGGGAAGGCGGAAAUGUGGCUGGACAGAAAGCUCCCUUUUCAUUGGAGACAGAAACGUCACGUUGAGGUCUGUUGAAAACCAGAAAUCUGAGCAAGAAGCUGUGUUAGAUAAACCCCAUUUUGAGCACCACAAAGGUCUCUAUAGGCAAGGAGAAAACCAAACGACCUCUCUUGAGUCAGUUGUGCUUCCAUUUUCUGAAAGAAAUUUGGUCCAUUGGGGAGCAGAAAAAAAAGCCAGAAGCACUUCAAAGGUGAUCGAGACCUUGCAAGGUAAACUUGCAUCUCCGCCUAGUCGAGCUGCUGUGGAUCGCUUGGUGAGGAUGAAAGAGGUUGACUCAGUUUCUCGCAUGAGGCGUCUAAGCAUCAAAAAUGCAGAUUCCGUUGAGGAUGGAGAAGAACAGACAAAGGGGGUGGAAGAAAGAGGAAGCAACGGCUCCUUGGCUAGUAACGAACUAACCCGCAAGAUGUCGCAUGGAAGUUCUGUUUCCAAGCGCAUAAUCUCACUGGCUGAAAAUGGACUGUUGGACAACAUAAGCGACAGGAAAGCGGGAAGAGAUUUAUUUUGUUUAGAUGCGUAUGACCCCACCAGAGUGGAAAGGGUGUGACACAAAAGAGGAGACUCGAGAGAUUUCCACCCUCUCUGGAGCAUUUUGCUGGGUUCCAUCAUACGGGAAUUUUUUUCAGCUUGAAUGUUGUCCUGACACAGCCUUUCUGCUGCCACAGGGGGAAAUAAGUACUCCAUAUUCCCACUGCUUAUGGAGCUUAUACAAAAGAGGAGGAGGAAAAUGUUUUAAAAUCCUCUCAUUUUGGAACCAUCUGUCUUUUUUUAAAAAAAAAGCAUUAAGACUUAAUGCCUCUACUUGGCAUGGAUUGGUCAUUUUAACAACGUUCAGUCAGGAUGGUAAACUUGAUGGAGGGGGGUGGAGAUUGGCUUAUUUCUCUGUGUGAAGUGUAAACAGAGGAGAUUAACAAAAUGAAUUUUGAAAGAAUGUGAAUUUUCUAAGCUAAACACCCGAACCUCUGAACUCUAAGCUUUGUUUAAUGCUGGCUAUAAAUGGCAUCCAGAGCUGCUGCUCUUUCAGCUCAAGCGAAUGCAAGCCAGUGGGCAGGAUGGCUGAUUGACUGUGAAACAAUCUUGACUUGAGAAAGGGCCUGUGAUUUAAGGUUCCAGCUUGCCAUUAGCAAAGGAAGUGAAAGCCAAAGCUCCAGCAGGAAAAGGCCAUGCCGUUGUCGUCAUUAUGGCUGGGACAGCCACUGCUGUGGACUUGCUAUUUCAAAAUACUCGCAGUCACAUCCCGGCUCCUUUUUUUGCACUCAGUGAUAUGUUGGUUCUACCCCCUCCCCCUUUUCAUUUCAUAGCUAAAAAUGUCUUAUGUGACCAAAUUGCUUGUUUAACAUAGCAGAACAAAACAAAUCUUUUUUUUCUGUGUGUUUACACAAUGAGAUCUAUUUUUCUACUGCAGAAGCAAUCGCUAACAGUUGACCAGCUUGCAAGAUGUACCUUGCCUAUUUUUUAAGCCGCUGUGGCUUUCAGAGAAGCAGAAGGGUUCAAGAAGGGUUCACUUGCGCAUGUGCGUGCACAUUCCACUUUUAUCCUCCUGUUAACAACUGCCACUUUCUAUUAUUGUAAAAAGAGGCAUGUGUGUGUGCAUACAUGUGUGAGUGUGUUUACAUAUAAAUCUCUCUCUAAAUAUAUCUGUGUAUUUACAAAGCUUUUAGCUUUCUUCGUUGGAUCACUGCAUUCAGGUAAGAACAGAGCAGCGAAUGAUCUGCGAUGGUCUUCCAGCCAGAACGUUCCCCAGACUGGAAUGAGCAAAAGUAGAGCAGGUGUGGGUAACAGGUUGCGCCCAAAGCCCCUGGAGUGGCUUCAUCUGCAGUGAAGGUUUGCGGUAGAGCAAACUUGCCCAGGGGAUGGGAGGCCCAAUUGGUUGGCUCUUACCUAUUUCUCAGGACAGCUUUGUCCCAUCUCUUGCUACUCGAUUUAAGUGAAGCAGCUUUACACCUUCCUUCAAGGUACUUGCGGCAUGUAAGAGCUUGUGCCCCCUGCCCACACUAGCUUGAUGAUAGCUUUUGGGCUGAGAGCUGAGGCAGCCAUGAGUCCUGUGUCCAGCCGUCUUUCCUGGAGCAGAAGCAGGCAUGCCCACGCUGGGCCCCUUAAGCCAGACCUUACGAGCAGCUGUCUUCAUGCAGCAGUUUAUAUGAUCCAGCUGUUGCUCUGCUGGGUUUCUUGCAGAGAGGGAACUAUAUUGUCACCUUUAAAAAGAAAAAUCACCCCCCCCCCAAUAAUAUUCCAAGUGUACAUUCUUCUAGGAUUAACACUGUUAAUUCUUCUAGGAUUAAUACCGUUAAACCUGUACCACACUUAUUUACAUAGAUCUUCUAAUGUCUGUGCUUCUAAGUUUUGUUUACUAACAUCCAUCUCAACGUUUAUUUGUGUCUGCCUGGAUUGGCCUUUUUUAUAUGUUGGUUCUCUUCUCCAUGUUAUAUAUUCAGCAUUUCAAAUUCCUUUUAAUGUUGCAGUGGUCCCACAACUUGGCCAAAUAUUAAGCUAUCCACCUAAUGUGCUUUUGGCAGCCAUAACUGCUUAUCUGUACCACAUGAUUCUAUUACACAGAAUCUUUAUUAAAUAUUUAAAGUUUGUUAUACAUUAAAAUAAAGCUGUAUGGCUUGGCUUUA
Molecule: messenger RNA, 6273 nt
Organism: Eublepharis macularius
Lineage: Eukaryota; Metazoa; Chordata; Lepidosauria; Squamata; Eublepharidae
Gene: JCAD
Product: junctional cadherin 5 associated
Exons: 4
Coding region: 171-4202 (1343 amino acids)
Biological process (GO): positive regulation of blood vessel endothelial cell proliferation involved in sprouting angiogenesis
Cellular component (GO): ruffle membrane; adherens junction
Source: RefSeq, a predicted model, not a curated record